Sugiyamaella lignohabitans is the source of this 522-nucleotide messenger RNA. It is a transcript of the gene MDE1, whose product is annotated as methylthioribulose 1-phosphate dehydratase MDE1. The record is from RefSeq and is a predicted model, not a curated record. NCBI's taxonomy places the organism in Eukaryota, Fungi, Ascomycota, Dipodascomycetes, Dipodascales, Trichomonascaceae. Gene Ontology annotation, molecular function: methylthioribulose 1-phosphate dehydratase activity; metal ion binding. Gene Ontology annotation, cellular component: cytoplasm. Bases 1 to 522 code for a protein of 173 amino acids. The transcript has a single exon.
AUGAAACCUGAAGAUAUGUUUGUAAUGGAUUUGAAAACAAAAGAAUAUGUCCGCAAACCGCAAUCAUAUAAACCAUCAGCAUGCACUCCACUGUUCUUAGCAGCCUAUACAAUGCGAAAUGCUGGUGCCUGUAUUCAUACACAUUCACAGUCGGCGGUAAUGGCAACUCUUUUAUAUGACAAAGAAUUCCGCAUUGCUAAUAUCGAGCAGAUCAAGGGUAUUCCAAAGGUUGUCGAAGCCGGCAAUCUAAGCUUUUUUGACACUUUGGUCAUUCCUAUUAUAGAAAAUACAGCCGAGGAAGAAGAUUUGACUCCUGAUUUGUCUAAAGCUCUAGUUGAAUAUCCUGGUGCAACUGCUGUAUUGGUACGUCGACAUGGUAUUUACGUUUGGGGACCAACUGUAACCAAGGCCAAAAUUAUUAAUGAAUGUAUUCACUAUCUCCUUGAUCUGGCUAUUGAGAUGAGAAAAUUCAACAUUGACCCUGCUGGAACAAUUGGCUCUGAGAAACACGCUCACAAAUAG